AUGGAUAUUAAGAAAAUAUUGAUACUCGUCGCUAUUUUCGCGACAGUUAUCGCCGAGAACGAUGUCGAGAAGAAUAAAGAAGCCCUGGCGGCGAAAAAAGGACAGUCGCGGUCGGCCUCACCCGAGCCGGUGCGAGGCUCCUUUCAGAAGCUCUCGAACCUAAUGAACAGGAGCGAGGAGUUCAAGAACCGGCGCCGGGGUAAGCAGCACAUCAGCAAGCUGCUGCAAAUCGGCCCGAGAAACGCACACGAGAACAUGAUGAAUGAUAACGAGGGAGCGAUCUCCAAUCAGAAGUCAAUUACUGAUAACGACACCAACUCCUUGACCAAAAUAAAGACUAUGCGCCCGGCAGGUUCCACCUACGAGGCGACAUAUAAGAGCACCCAUGUGCCACAAGUAGUCGGAGGCUUCUGUAACUUCGAGCCGACGAAUUCUACAGACAUUUGUAUGUGGCAGUGGAAUCAGACGACCUCCAGUCACGGCCUGGGGUUCAAAGUGGUGACACCGGCGGAUGUAGAGCAGAUGAACCAAACGACGCAAGGCUUGAAGUUCUCCGCGCCCGCCUUGGACGCGGAUUUUAGGAAAGAUGGUCACUUCCUCUACCUACCAGUGGACCCAACAAUGGAGAACAUGGUGAUAAAAUCGCCACCUUUUCGCGGUCUUCGCGAAUUUUGCAAGUUCGAAGUAAAAAUGCACCAAAGUAAAAUGCAGAACGCAAGCAUCAGGUUGGUGUCAGAAUCAACCAUUUCAGAAGUCCAAUGGAUUCUACAGGAAUUCGCUGGAAAUAACGUUGAAUUGUGGCAACCAAUGCGCUUCAUGAUUGGGAAAGUCCAGCAAGAAGUGCGCAUCAUAAUAGAGAUAACAAAGCCGAACUACGUCAGCGUCACCCAAGUUCUGCCCCAUAUAGCCAUAGACAACAUUCGGAUGGUGGAGUGCUUGCCUGAACCACCUGUUUACAACGGGGAGUGCCAGUUUAGGCAGCUCAAAUGUAAAAUUAUGAAGAAGGAUUCCUGCAUCAAGUCGCAACAAAUCUGCGAUUUAGUCAAGGAUUGUGACGACGGAGUGGAUGAGCACCAGAACUGCGUGAAAAUGCCAUACGGAUCUUAUUGCAACUUUGAACAUGACACGUGCGGCUUCGAAAAUGUGCCUCAGCCCAUUUUGAAAUGGUCUCGCCACAGCGGGCCCACGCCCACGGACAAAACUGGCCCCAACUACGACCACACCUGUGGUCCCCCACAAAUCCUAUACACAACGACGAAUCCUAUAAUACCUUUGUCGCCUGCGCAUAGGAAUUAUUCAAUUUCCUCCUGCGUGGGAUAUUAUUUCUUUGUAAAUAUGAAUGUGACUGGACCAAAUAAGGAGAGGGCAGAUUUCGCGUCUACUGCUGUUAUGAAGACUGUGGUUUUUAAUCCACCACCAAAAGUUCAUGGGAACAUAACUUCGAAAUAUUAUAACUGCUGCACGAUUCGCUUCUAUUAUCAACAAAACGGCCGAAACUAUGGAUCGCUAAGCGUUGAUGUUGUCGAGCUUACUUCAAGGGGGAACAUAACAACAUCACUCUGGUUCUCCACCAAGGAUAAAGGGGAAAAUUGGUAUAGAGCUGCAAUUUUCCUGCCCAAUAUUACGAGCAGGUAUUACUUCCUGUUCAAAACGCGCAUGGGCAUGAGGAUAUACUCAGAUUCAGCGAUAGACGACUUUUCAAUGGCACCAGAAUGCUUCGGGCUAAAUAUAAACGCGUCAGAACUGGGAGAUUAUAAUUAUUACGACCCAGUGUUUGAAGAGAAGACGACGCCGCAUGUAGAUUUCGCUGAGUCGACGUUGUAUCGCUUCACAACCUGUGGAGCCACAGGGCGUCUUGGUCCAAAUCAAACUUUAUGUGAUACUGCAUAUAAAAACACAUCUGUAUCUGUAACCGUGGUGCAUUCACCACCAUACAACGGGAUUCAAGUGUGGGAAGUACCGAACGAGGGAUUGUAUACGAUUAUAGCUACAGGAGCCAGCGGGGGUUUAGGGUCAAUGUGGGCCGGAGUGUCCCACGGCGCUCAGGCAAGGGGACUGUUUGAGUUGCAUCGUUCUGAAAAGAUAUACAUGCUUAUUGGGCAGCAGGGCCUAAAUGCUUGCAAAAAGACAUUAUCGGCACAAGAGAGCCAAGAAUGUUCUCGGCGAGACACAAACGACACCUACCAAGUUUUCACAAGCAAAACCCACGAAGUGCGGAACACACACGUUAAUGACGGCGGUGGUGGUGGAGGCGGCGCCACCUAUGUUUUUUUGCUAGGUAAAAAUGGACGCCCCAUCCCUCUACUAGUUGGCGGAGGCGGUGGUGGGAUAUCUGUGGGGGUGUUCAGAGAUGACAAUUCCCAGCACGCCAGGGGCAGGACUAACGCUACACCAGAAUCUGGUUACAUGUAUGGAACACCUGGAAGAACUUCCGGAGCAGGUGGAGGUUGGCUUAGCCGUCGUGGGCCGAUAACCCCCGGCUUUGAGUUGGUGCGUGGGUCUGCACUGCAAGAAGGGGGCAUCGGAGGCCUGGCUUGUAAUGGCGGAGCUCAUGGGGGAUUUGGAGGAGGCGGUGGGGGGUGUUUGCGCGGUGGAGGUGGUGGCGGAUGGGCUGGUGGCAGCACUCACGAUGGCGUGGGUAAACAUGGUGAAGGUGGCUGGUCAUAUAUAGAUAAUACUAGAGCUAUCAAAGAGUACAGCUCCGCUGGAGUAGCUUUGAGGACUGGACCUGGGGAGGUUCUUAUAAUUCCUGCCAUACAUGCAUGCGGCUGUAACUACCGCUGCGUCGCAAUGAAUGAAUACAGGAGUGAUGUCAAGUGUUAUUGUCCCGCUUCUUGGUCUACUGACGUCAAUGACGCUACUAAAUGUAUAUUGGAGGAAGCCUGGUCCCAAGGCUGGUGGAUUCUCAUCAUAGUCCUUUGCGUGAUCGGAUUUGUCUGUAUGGUGACUGUGCCGUGUGUUUGUUUGCAUUUGUACAACAAAUACCAGCGCAAAAAGGAAGCUGAACUGCAUCAGAAAAGACUUCUAGAACAAGAAGUUCAGUUGCAUAGACUCCGAACAGCACCUGGUGGUAGCGAGAAUGCUCUAGGCAUGGCCUUCAACCCUCACUAUGGAAGCGAAAGCUUCUUCCCUAUGGGAAUUGACGUUAAGGGUCUCCCGCAAGUGGCGAGAGAAAAAUUGAAGCUAAUCAAGGCGCUUGGUCAAGGGGCCUUUGGUGAAGUGUACCAAGGUCUCUACAAGCAUCAGCCAGGAGAUACAGUAGAAAUGCCGGUCGCUGUUAAAACUCUUCCUGAACUCUCUACCGGUCAAGCAGAAUCGGAUUUCCUGAUGGAAGCUGCUAUUAUGGCUAAAUUCAAUCACCCAAAUAUUGUACACAUUAUUGGUGUUUGCUUUGAUCGACAUCCACGGUUUAUUGUCUUAGAACUACUCGGUGGAGGUGAUCUAAAGCAAUUUCUCAGAGACAAUCGUCCCAAACCAGACCGCGCAAGCGCAUUAACUAUGAAAGAUCUCAUUCUUUGCUCUCUUGAUAUAUGUAAGGGUUGCAAGUAUUUGGAGUCACAGAGGUUUAUACAUCGGGACAUAGCAGCUCGUAAUUGCCUACUAACAUCUCGAGGUCCCGGACGCGUCUGUAAAAUCGCUGACUUCGGAAUGGCCCGAGAUAUCUACCGUGCAGAUUACUAUAGAAAAGGGGGCAAAGCCAUGCUCCCGAUUAAGUGGAUGCCACCAGAAGCCUAUAUUGAUGGGGUUUUCACCGCUAAAACUGAUAUUUGGUCAUUUGGAGUUCUCUUGUGGGAGGUGUUUUCACUCGGUGUAAUGCCGUAUACAGGCUGUUCAAAUCGUGAGGUGAUGCAGCUCGUAUCUGGCGGUGGACGACUGGACAAACCGUAUGGUUGCCCACCAGAUGUAUACCGGCUCAUGUGUGAAUGUUGGAACCCCAAUCCGGAAGAACGACCAUCAUUUGCACAGAUGUAUGAGCGUUUACAGAGGUUCCUGCAGGACCCAGAAAUAACAAACGCACCACUUCCCAUGAUGAGGUCUCUCAUACCCAUGCACAGCGAUCGCUAUUUUGACGAACUCAACGGAAUAACGCGCUCGUCAGCGUGUGACUACCUCGUUCCGCUGUCACCCCAGGAGCAGACUCCAGAUGAUAGCUCAACGGAUCCGUUGGUGCCUCAUAGCAAUGCGCCAACGGCGACAUCAGACAGCCCCGAAACGGAGGCUUCACCAUAUCCACCUCUACUGAAAGCAUCACAAGAAUAUGGCAACAUUCCAAUGGCGUCCAAGACCGCCGGGAGCACAAAAUGCGAGGGUUAUACUGUUUCCGGCGCAGAGAGUCGGACCAGCACAAAGUUUCUGCCGUCUAAUUCCACAGACAGGUUAUUAAGUUCAGUAGAAGUGGAUUCGUUAGAAGGAGAUUCGGAGAUAGAGACAGAUGUAAAGCCGGCCAUCUGGGAGACAUCUUUCAUUGAGACUAAUAAGCACGCUAUCGAGCACAAACCGAACUCAGAUAACGGACCCAUAAUUGAGAAGCUCAUUAGCAUCACCCCGACUUCACCAAAGCCCCCAGAAAACGUACUGUCUGCCAGUAUAGAAGGCAAGACUCUAGAUAAGAAUAAAAUAAAGCCAGACAAAAGCAAUACUGCUCCUGAAAAAGCCAAACUGGUCGCUGAUAAGAAUAAAGUAAAUACUGAUGGAGGUUUAUUGGUUGGAGAGAAAAGUAUAAUAGGGCCUGAAAAACAUUUAAUAAUGCCGGAUAGGAACAAAAACACGCUCGGCAUUGAAAACAAAACAGCGCCAAUAGCUUCUCCAGACCCACCACGCAUUAACGCGUGGGGUAAAGACCUUCCUAAACAAUUACCAAAGCCUAAACCUCUGUGUCUAGACGCGGCUCAGUUAGAACAAAACCUAAACGCCUUAAAGAAAAAUAGUGGUUCAGUAAACUUAACAACUAUGAAUAUAGUGCCUCCAUACAUAAAUGUGGUCACACCGAAGAAAUUAGCGGAAUCAAAAACUAUACAGAUCGACCCUAAGAAAGCUGUAAUCCACGACCUCCAACCAGUAACCGAAAACGAGGAUAAGAACAAAUUGAAACAGUCAAGUUCAGCUGCGAGUUUAUUAAAUGGUCCUCUCACCGAUGUCCCAUACGCUGAUAGCGAUAAUACGUCGUCCAGUUCGGGUAGUAUGGCGGGAAAUUCCCGGAAUAAAAGCUAUCCAGAUAUUAACGCGGUGAACGGUAAGAGCAAAGUUAAGAAACAGGGUAGCGACGGUGAUAAAGGCACCGAUGUGGAGAUUAGCUGCUAA
Molecule: messenger RNA, 5301 nt
Organism: Leptosia nina
Lineage: Eukaryota; Metazoa; Arthropoda; Insecta; Lepidoptera; Pieridae
Source: the annotation of a GenBank genome assembly